Molecule: messenger RNA, 525 nt
Organism: Myxocyprinus asiaticus (Chinese sucker)
Lineage: Eukaryota; Metazoa; Chordata; Actinopteri; Cypriniformes; Catostomidae
Gene: phox2ba
Product: paired like homeobox 2Ba
Exons: 3
Coding region: 1-525 (174 amino acids)
Biological process (GO): regulation of transcription by RNA polymerase II
Molecular function (GO): DNA-binding transcription factor activity, RNA polymerase II-specific; RNA polymerase II transcription regulatory region sequence-specific DNA binding
Source: RefSeq, a predicted model, not a curated record
AUGGAGUACACCUACAUAACUCCUACUGCAUAUGAGUCGGGGAUGGACACCGGCCGAACUUCUAGCCGCUCCACGGAGUUCAGUUCCUGCAUUCAUCAUAAUCUUUUGACUUAUGAACGAGGCGUCCACGAGAGGCGCAAACAAAGGCGCGUCCGCACCAUCUUCACCAGCUCUCAGUUGAAAGGUCUUGAGCGUGUGUUCGCACAGACUCAUUAUCCCGAUAUCUACACGCGUGAGGAGCUCGCGCUGGAGAUUCAUCUUACCGAAGCUCGAGUUCAGGUCUGGUUCCAGAACAGACGUGCUAAAUUUCGCAAACAGGAGCGCGCAGCCACGUGGGUUGCGACAUCCCUGAAAGUGCACAGACCGUUUUCUCCUGAGAACUCCAAAACGAUGACAAUUCCAGACCCAGACAGCACACAAUGCACCCUUGCACUAACCCAAGACCAAAAAGAGGCCAGCAGUCUCAGAAAGUGCCAGCCUUAUGAAGAAAUGCCCUUAAGGAUUUCUUCUCUUGAUGCGCAGUGA